Colletotrichum lupini is the source of this 1557-nucleotide messenger RNA. RefSeq lists its product as uncharacterized. Bases 1 to 1557 code for a protein of 518 amino acids. NCBI's taxonomy places the organism in Eukaryota, Fungi, Ascomycota, Sordariomycetes, Glomerellales, Glomerellaceae. The transcript has 4 exons. The record is from RefSeq and is a predicted model, not a curated record.
AUGAUAUUGAUCGUACCACACUCAACGACUCCAUUUUCCGGAUCACAGUUGUCAACUCAAGAAGAGAAAUCGCGAAAAAUGGCUCUCACACCCCGAAUGGAACCCUACGCCCGCCUCCGUUACCGUCUCUACGAAGCUCUCCUCCUUCUUUCCAUCAUCCGUCCCAUCGUCGGCCCACAUGUCGUCUCCCAGCUCGGAACUUACACCACGCAGGAUGUUCAAAGACGUUUCUUCAAAAACUUGGCAUUUCUCUGCGACUACAGAAAGGGAGGAAGAACUGCAACUGCCAUCGCCGUCGAGAACCGUUAUGACUGCUACGUCUUCUGGGUUGCUUCAAACGAGGGCGCUGGAGAUAAAGUAGUGGGUUUCCUUGAAGAUGUACUCAAGACCUUGCGCGUGUUUUGUGAACCGAUCAACGAACUGGAUCGCGCCACAGCGGAGGUGGCAUUGGUGGUUCGAUGUACUGCGUUUGCCUCUGAUCGACUCCGACAGGAAGCCAGAAUUCUUCGUAAUUCUGCUAGAAAGUGCCGUCUUUCUCUGGAAGAUAGCGACGAGGAGAUCGAUGCCCGGGUUGUCAAGUGGCUCCGACAAUUUGAGAGUAUGUCUUCCCAUGCUACUCUGUGUCGGACAGCAUACCGCUCGCGAAACGACGAGGAGAUGCGGCGCAUCGAGCAGCUCGGCCAAGAUACCGAAAACGACCUGCGUCCGGAAAAGCUUGUCGAGGCGUUUCGUACAGUCAGACACAUGAUCGGCCGUCUAGCUGCCCGUAUCCGCAGUAUCAACCAGCUCCUCGAUGACUGUAACCGUAUGGAAGUACUUCUCAAAGUCUACCAAGUUGCGGCAGUCCAACGUCCCAUUAGCGCGCCAGUGCCAGAAUCGGAUGCGCACACGACGUUGCCACGUAUCCUGAACCGCAUUCUACCCGAGACAGAUGUCCAGCAUGGAUCGUGCCUGGACGUCCUUCAGCGACUGGAAACCCAAGUCAAAAUUGAAGACCAAAUCCAGGACAAGUUCAAAGAGGGCGCACUCCAGCCAUGCGUCCACGCAGAGGUCCAGAUGCUCCAUCAUUUCUAUGACAGCGGAAGGAGGUACUUUUCGAAUGACCGUUACGUCGCCUGCAGCAAGCCGGCGUGCAAGGUAUACCCAAAUUGGGGAAUGGUGAAUUUGGUGGGCGGAAAGCAGGACCCUGGCUGGAUCAACCAGCGGAAGAUCAUCAACGAUGUUAUUGGGGACUUGAAGGCUAUGGUGAUUGAUCGUCUGGGCGAGCUACAUGCGACGACGAUGCAACGUCCAGACUCGUUUACGGAGAUUACUGCGUCUUUGGUUGAUGAGAGUGAAUUUGGGUCGGAGACGGAGGGAGCAGAUGAUAGUGACGCCGGUCCAUCUAGUGAAGUUUUCAGCUUGGACAGCGCUAUCGGAAUACUGGAUCUUUCAACCGAGUCUCAAGGGGCGGUUCAGAUGGAACAUAGAUCUGGGGACAUUGGAAAUCUCGACAACGGCAAUACGCUCCAAGAUAAUGAAGGCGAAGAUGAUGAUGGCGGCGGUGCUCAGCUUUGA